Messenger RNA from Durio zibethinus, 2528 nucleotides. Its product is annotated as mRNA export factor GLE1-like. Gene Ontology annotation, molecular function: phospholipid binding; inositol hexakisphosphate binding; translation initiation factor binding. Gene Ontology annotation, cellular component: cytoplasm; nuclear pore; nuclear pore cytoplasmic filaments. Gene Ontology annotation, biological process: poly(A)+ mRNA export from nucleus. Lineage: Eukaryota; Viridiplantae; Streptophyta; Magnoliopsida; Malvales; Malvaceae. The record is from RefSeq and is a predicted model, not a curated record.
AUCUAAACUAUUGAGUUGCAAAUCCACAGUUUUGAAGGUGCCCAACCCAAUAAGCUUUGGAUAUAUUUGGUUUCAAAGGCUUCAAGCCCAUAGCUUUUAUCACGUCUAUGACAGAGGAGUGAUGAGCGGAAAAUGGCCAACAGACCCAACUGUUGAUUCACGAGUAAUCCGUGAAGUGGAUCCAAAGAACAUCCGAAUCCGAUCCAUAUCAGUCAAUAAGAUGAAGAAAAUUACGCUGUCUUCUCGGCCUCAGGCACUGGAGUGAAAAGGAGAUGCCGUUAAAAAGUUUAACUGUGAAAUCAGCUUUGGCGCUUCGCGUUGGCAAUUCGAAAACAUUGGGGUUCUAGGGUUUUACUCUUAUUUUCAUCUCCCAAUUGAAUCAUUGGGGUUUUAAAUUUAUAAAUACCCAACAUCCUUGGAUUAUUUCACAAUGGGAGUUGUUAAGCUGGAAAUUCAGUGUCCUGAAACUGUUAAUGGAAUCGGUCUUGAACCCGACCCGGAUUGGAGUUUCGAUACUUUGUUAUCGGAGCUUGAUUCCUUGGAAAAGACGCUCAAUGUCUCUUCUUCCGUCCCUUUGCCUUUAGCAAAAACCAAAUCAAGAGAAUUUUAUGGGGAAAAAGGCAUCAAGAGAAGCUCAAAUGCAUUUGUUAUGAGAAUAUCUGAUGAGGAGUUUGAGGAUAAUGAAGGUGAGAAUGAGGAGGCUCAUGAUGGAGGUUUAGUGAAAGUUGCACAAUUUAAUUGCGAUGAACUUUAUUUGAGUAGCAGCGAUGAUGAUUCUGAUGAUGAGCCUUGUCUUGAAGUCCAAACCUACUUGAUGAAUGAGGUGGGAUUGGUGGAGAGUGCUUUAUUUGAGUUAACUCAUGAGCAUCAACUUGGAGUUAAGGAGGAAAUUAGGAACAGAAUCUCUGCAUUAGAGACAGAUUUGAUGAAUGAGAGCGAAAAGUCUUUCUCUGCACAUACUAAAGUUGAGAAAUAUAGUGAAGCAAGGCGGGAAGUGCAGAGGAAAUUUGAUGUUCAGUAUCAACGCAGAAUUGCAGAAGGACUUGAUAAUCACUUGACUGCUGUCCAGCGGGACCAUGAACUCAAAUCACAAAUAGAGGAAAGGAGAAUAAGAAGUGAUGCAGCACAUGAAGAAGCAAAGAGAAGGGAAAAGGCUAUUCAGGAAGAAAGACUACGCCAAGAAAAGGCCAAAGCAGAGGCAGAGGCUAAACUUAAAGCUGAGGAAGCCAACAGAGUUGCUUUGGAAGCUGAAAGGAGAGCAGCAAAAGAAGCAGCAGAAAAGGAAGCAGCUAAAGCCCAGAAAUCUAAUACUUCUAAAGUGUCACAAACAGAAGCUUUAGGAGGCCCUAAUGCUACUGUUUCAGGAGUUUUAAUUGAUCAGCUCAAGGGAUCUGAAAUUGACAAAACAAACAAAUCACAUUCAGCAGGUAACACGCUCAGGGCUGCAGAGAGUGCUUUAAACCUAGAGAGGGAAAGGCUACAGAAGUUAAAGGAGUUGGAUGAAAUAAACCAAUCACUGCGAUCAAGCUCAAAUGAGGAUUUUGGCAGCAUUGAAAGGCAUAUUGCUAGGUUGAUAAGACAAAUAAGGGGUACUAAAGACAAUGUCAGUACAAAAGCUAGUGCGCUUAUAAAGAUUUUCAACAAUCCUGGUUGUCCUCAAACCAUCAGCAUUGCGUCUUUUGCUAAGAAGGUAGUUUCUCACUGUGAAAGCCCUGAUAAUGCUGCCUUUGCUUGUGGUCAUGUCAUUGUCCUUGUAACUUCACAGUUCCCACAAGCGAUGGAUCUUCUUGUUGCUGAACUACAAAGAGCUUGCAUUUACUCUGUCCCAAAGCAUAUAUCGUACUCAAAGUCAGCAUUUGAAUCCAAAGAGGCUUAUUGGAAGGCUAUUGGAUACCGGGAGGACCAUGGGAAGAUUGAAAGUAGCAAGGAUUAUUUGAAACGGUUGGAAUCUUACAUGAAGCUGUAUGGGGCACUGGUUCAGACCGAGGUUGCAGGUUGCCAAAAUGUUCAUGGUCUAAAUGAAGGUUGGGCAUGGCUUGCUAGAUUCCUAAAUGCACUCCCAGCCAAUAUUUAUACUGCUGUGGCUUUGAACGCAUUCCUGCAAAUGGCAGGCUUUGCUCUCUUCAGAAAAUACAAAUCUCAGUUCAAGAAGGUGCUGAACAUUAUCUCUGAGAACUUUCUAAAUGCCUUGAGAGCCCAAGAAGAUCCAGAGCUGAGGCCAAUUACUGCAGAGAUUCAGUCUUACUUAGAAGAUAAGAAAUUCCUUCAAGAACCAGAGGGAAGGGCUUUGCAAAGUUCUUUGUUAUCAAGUGUCAUGGUGCCUGACUCAGAUUACCGGGACUCGUAUCAUCAACCAAAUAGAUUUUUUUACUAAAUGAUUGAGCUGAGAAAAAUCUUUUGUUGCACGUCUUCAUGAACCAAGUUCAUCUCCUCAUUUGCAACCCUUUCCAAAUUCUUAUGUCUAUAUUUCAUGACACCAAUUUUAUUUAUAAAUCCAUAUAAAAUAACGGUUACUAACUGAGAAAAAA